Colletotrichum truncatum is the source of this 717-nucleotide messenger RNA. Its product is annotated as short chain dehydrogenase family. The record is from RefSeq and is a predicted model, not a curated record. Gene Ontology annotation, molecular function: oxidoreductase activity, acting on the CH-OH group of donors, NAD or NADP as acceptor. NCBI's taxonomy places the organism in Eukaryota, Fungi, Ascomycota, Sordariomycetes, Glomerellales, Glomerellaceae.
AUGGUUGUUGCUCUUGUCACAGGCGGAAACACUGGUAUCGGCGAGGCCGCUGUUCGCCAGCUGGCCAAGACCCCCGAUUUCCAUGUCAUUAUCGGAUCCCGCAGCCUCGAUUCUGGCAACAAGGUCGCAGACACCCUCAAGCAAGAAGGGCACUCUGUUUCUGCCGUUCAGCUGGACAUCAGCUCUGAUGAAUCCAUUGCAAAGGCUAUCGACGAAAUCACAAAAGCCCAUGGAAAGCUGGAUGUUCUCGUCAACAACGCCGGCGUUCUCCUCGACGGACAAAUCUCCUCUACUCGCGAACUCUUCUCCAAAACCUUUAACACAAAUGUCUUUGGAACAGCCGCUUUGACCGAGGCUGCUCUUCCGCUCCUUCAAAAGAGCGAUCAUCCACGCGUUAUCUUCGUUUCUUCGACGAUGGGUUCGCUUGAAGUCUCAGGCGAUGACAGUACCCCAUUUUACCACUCCGACUACAAGGCUUACGAUGCCAGUAAGGCGGCUGUCAAUAUGCUUGCGAUCAACUACGCCCGCAUUCUGAAGCCCUACGGUGGUGUUUCGAACGCUGUGUGCCCAGGUCUUGUUAAGACCAGGAUGAACGGUUACAUGGAGGGAGGUACAUCGGUCGAUGUUGGGGCCCAAAGAAUUGUCGAGCUUGCAACCUCAGCCCCGGGAGGCCCUACCGGAACCUUCUCUAACAAAGACGGUAGCAUCCCUUGGUAA